AUGGGAAACAGUCUAAGGUGCUGUUUGGCUUGUGUUCUUCCUUGUGGAGCAUUAGAUUUGAUCCGAAUAGUACACUUGAAUGGGCACGUAGAAGAAAUUACACGGCCAAUAACAGCUGCUGAGGCUCUCAAAGACUACCCAAAUCAUGCUUUAAGUAAACCCUGUUCCCAUGGAAAUAACAUGGUUCGUCGGAUUUUGAUCUUGUCACCUGAAACAGAGCUCAAAAGGGGUAGCAUUUAUUUCUUGAUCCCAGCCAAUUCGAAGAAGAAAGCUUCAAUUAAAAAAACCCCCAAAUAUAAAAGCAAGAAAUUAUGUCGUCAUACCAAUAUAUCAGCAGAUCAUUGUGAUUCAUAUAUUACAUCGGAGAAGAAGUCGUCGUCCCGUCAUGAGCGCCGGAGAAGUGGAAUCACUGUAUGGACGCCUCAUCUUGAGAGUAUUUAUGAGGAUUAA
Messenger RNA from Nicotiana tabacum (common tobacco), 450 nucleotides. The record is from RefSeq and is a predicted model, not a curated record. NCBI's taxonomy places the organism in Eukaryota, Viridiplantae, Streptophyta, Magnoliopsida, Solanales, Solanaceae.